This is a messenger RNA of Coregonus sp. 'balchen', 12851 nucleotides long. Lineage: Eukaryota; Metazoa; Chordata; Actinopteri; Salmoniformes; Salmonidae. The record is from the annotation of a GenBank genome assembly.
AUGGCUGACGUCGUGGCCCACAAUGCGAGCCAUCCUUGUGAGUGUCCGGUUCUGCGAGGGUGCUUCCCUGUCGCAGGCUUUGGCGGCGUCGCCCCGGAGACUAGUGCCACGUGUGUGUUUGUUUGUUUGGUGGUCUGAUUUGGUAAAUCCCGGUAUAUUGGUAUGUUUGUGUCCUUGUCUGUUGUUUACUUUUAAUGAUGUUGUAGUUUGAUCAGGUCAGCAGUGUUGCAUGUCAGUUUUGGCUAUUUAUAAAAAUCGCUAGUGUGCUUUGUUAUUUACCUGAUGCGUCUUUUCUUAGUGUUUUUAGCCGUAUUUCUGGACUUUAUAAAGUAUUUUGGACUUUCAUACUCAUUUGAUUCCAAUUCACUACGCCGCCAAGAACGAACAUUAAUCUGGAUCACACCAGCAGCAAACCGAUCUUGGUGGAGGUCCGCACAUGAAAGGUUUCAAACAGCUGUAACAGGGACAAUGCAUACCUCUGACAUCUGGUGAAUUAGCACCACAGCCUCUGCUACAGUUAGCCGGUCUACGUAACAAUACUCGAAUCAAGUGGAUUCGGUCUGCUUCCAGGGUAGUAUGGUAACAGUUUCCGAGAUGCAAGGUUUUCAGUAGCUUACCACAACACCCGGUGCCUGGGACCGAGGUGUUUCGCCUCAUCUCCUGUCUCAUCUUACUAAGCUUGGAGUAUGCCGAAUGAGAGAAUAAGCUCCAAGCUUAUCACCUAUGAUUCAUCGUCGUCAGGGUUAUUUCCAUCCUACCUGGAGGUUGCGGAGACUCUUCAAUACCUCCGACAGGGGAGGCUAGGCCCAGGAUCAUGAGUUCCGGACCCUAGCGCAACCAGGGUGGAAUAGCGGGCCCUCAUUAGGCUUCCGUUGCAGCCCCUACGGGAGUCGACCCGUCUAGUUGCCUUCAGGGUACCACCUCCUUUGACAGUUAGUAUCAUGCCAUUCCCCGACACCCUUUGCCCCCCAGACAUACGAAGGGGGUCGUCCAUUCCACCCUCCAGCACCUCCGAGCCUAGUCCUAUGGAGCUCGGGGGUGCUGGCGCUAGAGAGGAGAGGAAAAGGAGCCCCAGGGGGACCAACCCCUGUACCUACUGUGGCCGUGGAGGACACACUGCGGCCAGGUGCUGGGGGGGGUCUCCUAGGGGAAGAGACGGCAGGUCACGCACUGGGGAGACCUUCCAGGUGAGUAGGCGCCCCACUUACCCAGAGCUCUCUGUUGUGCACCUAACCACACCUGUUUGCUUCCCACAGGUUGCACCUCGUUCCCAGCAUAAGGCGCUAGUAGAUUCAGGCGCAGCUGGGAAUUUUAUAGAUCAGAGAUUUUGUGCAGAGUUAGGGAUUCCCCUCCUUCCUGUCAGUAAUCCUUUCCCUGUACAUGCUCUAGAUAGCCGUCCGUUGGGAUCAGGGUUGAUUAGGGAGGUCACAGCUCCACUUAGGAUGGGGACGCAGGAGGGUCAUGAGGAGACUAUUCAGCUAUAUCUUAUAGACUCUCCUGCGUAUCCGGUGGUGCUGGGGCUUCCCUGGUUGAUUACUCAUAAUCCCUCUAUUUCGUGGCAACAGAGGGCUCUCAAGGAGUGGUUUGCCCAGUGUGUAGGGCGAUGUCUGGGCGUUUCCGUAGGGGCGACCUCGGUGGAAAGUCCAAACCAAAUGCCCGCAUUGCACAUUCCCCCCGAGUAUGAGGAUUUAGCACUUGUGUUUAGUAAGGCGAAGGCGACGCAAUUGCCACCACAUAGACAGGGGGAUUGUGCGAUAGACCUCCAGGUAGGAGCUGCGCUUCCGCGGAGCCAUGUGUAUCCUUUGUCUCAAGAGGAGAAGAGAGCUAUGGAGACUUACAUAGCCGAGUCUCUGAGACAGGGAUACAUACGGCCCUCCACUUCCCCUGCGUCCUCGAGCUUCUUUUUUGUGAAGAAAAAGGAUGGAGGUUUGCGCCCGUGUAUUGAUUACCGCAGUCUCAAUCAGAUUACUGUGAAAUACAGUUAUCCACUCCCUCUGAUUGCGACUAUGACGGAGUCUUUACACGGGGCGCGGUUCUUCACAAAAUUGGACCUCAGGAGCGCAUACAACUUGGUGCGUAUUAGGGAGGGAGACGAAUGGAAGACAGUAUUUAGUACCACCUCGGGUCAUUACGAGUAUCUCGUCAUGCCAUACGGGUUAAUGAAUGCUCCUUCAGUCUUCCAAUCCUUCGUAGAUGAGAUCUUCCGGGAUAUGCAGGGGCAAGGAGUGGUCGUGUACAUAGACGACAUUCUAGUGUAUUCUUCUACCCGAGCCGAGCAUGUAGCCCUGGUGCGCCGAGUAUUGAGGAGAUUGUUGGAGCAUGAUCUGUAUGUCAAGGCAGAGAAAUGUCUGUUUUUCCAGGAGUCUGUCUCCUUUUUGGGUUAUCAGUUGUCUGCGUCAGGGGUAAAGAUGGAGGUUGACCGUGUGUCGGCCGUGCGUAAUUGGCAAACUCCAACCACCGUUAAAGAGGUGCAGCGGUUCUUGGGCUUUGCGAAUUACUACAGGAGGUUUAUCCGGGAUUUUGGACAGGUGGCAGCUCCCAUAACGUCUCUACUAAAGGGAGGUCCGGUGCGCUUGCAGUGGUCUGCUGAGGCUGAUAGGGCUUUUGGGAGACUGAAGGACCUGUUUACCUCGGCGCCGGUGCUGGCGCAUCCGGAUCCCGCGCUACCAUUCCAGGUCGAGGUAGACGCGUCGGAAGCCGGUAUAGGGGCCGUGCUCUCGCAACGGUCUGGCACGCCACUGAAACUCCGCCCCUGUGCUUUUUACUCUAAAAAGCUCAGUCCGGCGGAGCGAAAUUAUGACGUGGGGGACAGGGAGCUGCUAGCCGUGGUCCAGGCCCUAAAGGUGUGGAGGCAUUGGCUUGAGGGGGCUCAACACCCUUUCCUCAUUUUGACUGACCACCGAAACCUGGAGUACAUCCGGGCAGCUAGGAGACUGAACCCUCGCCAGGCUAGGUGGAACAUGUUUCUGGCCCGGUUCGUUUUUAAGAUCACGUACAUCCCUGGGUCCCAGAACGGUAAGGCAGAUGUCCUGUGCCGGCGGUAUGACACGGAGGAGAGGUCCGUUGAGCCCACGCCCAUACUCCCGCCGUCUUGCCUAGUGGCACUGGUGGUGUGGGAGGUCGAUUCCGAAAUCGAGCGGGUGUUACGUACCGAUCCUAGCCCUCCACAGUGUCCUGUGGGUCGGAAGUAUGUUCCGCUCGAGGUUCGGGAUCGACUUAUAUAUUGGGCUCACACGUCACCCUCCUCUGGACAUCCAGGGAUUGGCCGGACGGUGCACUGCCUUAGCACUAAGUACUGGUGGCCAACGUUAGCCAGGGAUGUGAGGGUUUAUGUUUCCUCCUGCUCGGUGUGUGCCCAGUGUAAGGCACCCAGACACCUGCCCCGGGGUAAGCUACAGCCCCUGCCCGUUCCACAACGACCCUGGUCUCACCUUUCGGUGGAUUUCGUUACUGACCUUCCCCCCUCCCAGGGAAAUACCACUAUCCUGGUCGUUGUGGAUCGGUUCUCGAAGGCCUGUCGUCUCCUUCCCAUGCCGGGUCUCCCCACUGCUCUACAGACCGCUGAGGCACUAUUCACUCACGUCUUCCGGCAUUACGGGGUACCCGAGGAUAUAGUGUCUGAUCGAGGCCCCCAGUUUACCUCUCAAGUCUGGAGAGCGUUCAUGGAGCGCUUGGGGGUCUCGGUGAGCCUUACCUCGGGGUACCACCCGGAGAGCAAUGGGCAGGUUGAACGGGUAAACCAGGAUGUGGGUAGGUUUCUGAGGUCGUAUUGCCAGGGCCAGCCGGAGGAGUGGGCGAGGUAUGUUCCCUGGGCCGAGAUGGCCCAGAACUCCCUUCGCCACUCCUCCACCAGACUCACUCCUUUCCAAUGUGUAUUAGGGUACCAGCCGGCCCUGGCACCCUGGCAUCAGAGCCAGAUCGAGGCCCCUGCGGUGGAUGAGUGGGUGCGGAGCUCGGAAGAGACGUGGAACGCUGCUCACGAACAUCUGCAGCGGGCCAUCCGUCGACACAAGGCGAGCGCCGAUCUCCACCGCAGUGAGGGACCGGUGUACGCACCGGGAGAUCGAGUCUGGCUCUCGACCAGAAACCUGCCCCUCCGCCUGCCCUGCCGGAAGCUGGGUCGGCGGUUUGUGGGGCCUUUUAAAGUCCUGAGGAGGUUGAACGAGGUGUGUUACAGAUUACAACUUCCUAUUGAUUAUAAGAAUAUUAACCCCUCGUUCCAUGUGUCUCUCCUCAGGCCGGUGGUAGCUGGUCCACUCCAGGACUGUGAGAUAGCAGAGACUCCUCCGCCCCCGCUAGACAUCGAGAGGGCUCCGUCGUACACAGUUCGGUCCAUCCUGGAUUCGAGACGCCGGAUGGGAGGUCUCCAAUAUCUCGUGGAGUGGGAGGGGUACGGUCCGGAGGAGCGGUGCUGGGUGCCGAGGAGAGACAUCUUAGACCCGUCCCUUCUGACUGAGUUCCAUCGUGGUCAUCCCACGCGCCCUGCUCCGCGUCCUCCUGGUCGUCCCCGAGGCCGGGGUCGGCGCACGGCUGGAGCCGCGCGUCAAGGGUGGGGUACUGUCACGGUUUCUGCCGAGGCUGCUCCUUCUCCUUGUUCGGGCAGGCUUCGGCGGUCGUCGUCCCGGAGUACUAGCUGCCACCGUUCGUUGUUUCUGUGUUUGUUUGGUUUGGUCUGUUUUGGUACACCUGUUUCUCAUUUUGUCUUGAUUAUGUGUCCUUUAAGUUCUCGUUGUUUCUGUCUUGUUGUUGUGUGUAGUUGUUCCAUGUCAGCAGGUGUUGCCAGUCAGUUUGUGCUCUAUUUUUAUAGAGAGUCCGCACUGUUGUGCGUUGUUGUAUUUUUACGCUGAGUGCGUUACUUUCCUUGUGCCUCCGGCUCUGUUUGUAGCCGUACUUUCUGUGGACUUUAUUAAAGUAUUUUUGGACUUGCAUCUGCAUACUGCAUUUGAUUCCACACCACACCUACGCCCGUCUCUGACACUGAGAAGCAACCCCACACAUGAAUGGUCUUAGGAUGCUUUACUGUUGGCAUGACACAGGACUGAUGGUAGCGCUCACCUUGUCUUUUUAUUUUUUAUUUUUUUUAUUUCACCUUAAUUUAACCAGGUAAGCCAGUUGAGAACAAGUUCUCAUUUACAACUGUAACCUGGCCAAGAUAAAGCAAAGCAGUGCGAUAAAAACAAAAACACAGAGUUACAUAUGGGGUAAUCAAAACAUAAAGUCAAAAAUACCACAGAAAAAUAUAUAUACAGUUUGUGCAAAUGUAGCAGGAUACCAAAAUGCAAAAUAAUUACAAUUAGUAUUAACACUGGAAUGAUAGAGAUGAUGUGCAAAUAGAGAUACCGGGGUGCAAAUGAGCAAAAUAAAUAACAAUAUGGGGAUGAGGUAGUUGAAUGGGCUAAUUUCAGAAGGGCUGUGUACAGGUGCAGUGAUCGGUAAGGUGCUCUGACAACUGAUGCUUAAAGUUAGUGAGGGAGAUAAGAGUCUCCAGCUUCAGAGAUUUUUGCAGUUCGUUCCAGUCAUUGGCAGCAGAGAACUGGAAGGAAUGGCGGCCAAAGGAGGUGUUGGCUUUGGGGAUGACCAGUGAGAUAUACCUGCUGGAGCGCAUACUACGGGUGGGUGUUGCUAUGGUGACCAUUGAGCUAAGAUAAGGCAGAGAUUUGCCUAGCAGUGAUUUGUGGAUGGCCUGGAGCCAGUGGGUUUGGCGACGAAUAUGUAGUGAGGACCAGCCAACAAGAGCGUACAGGUCACAGUGGUGGGUAGUAUAUGGGGCUUUGGUGACAAAACGGAGGGCACUGUGAUAGACUACAUCCAAUUUGCUGAGUAGAGUGUUGGAGGCUAUUUUGUAAAUGACAUCGCCAAAGUCAAGGAUCGGUAGGAUAGUCAGUUUUACGAGGGCAUGUUUGGCAGCAUGAGUGAAGGAGGCUUUGUUGCAAAAUAGUAAGCAGAUUCUAGAUUUCACUUUGUAUUGGAGAUGCUUAAUGUGAGUCUGGAAGGAGAGAUUACAGUCUAACCAGACACCUAGGUAUCUGUAGUUGUCCACAUACUCUAGGUUAGACCCGCCGAGAGUAGUGAUUCUAGUCGGGUGGGCGGGUGCCAGCAGCGUUCGAUUGAAGAGCAUGCAUUUAGUUUUACUAGUGUUUAAGAGCAGUUGGAGGCUACGGAAGGAGUGUUGUAUGGCAUUGAAGCUAAUUUGGAGGUUUGUUAACACAGUGUCCAAUGAAGGACCAGAGGUAUACAAAAUGGUGUAGUCUGCGUAGAGGGGGAUCUGUGAGUCACCAGUAGCAAGAGCGACAUCAUUGAUAUACACAGAGAAAAGAGUCGGCCCAAGAAUUGAACCCUGUGGCACCCCCAUAGAGACUGCCAUAGGUCCAGACAACAGGCCCUCCGAUUUGACACAUUGAACUCUAUCUGAGAAGUAGUUGGUGAACCAGGCGAGGCAGUCAUUUGAGAAACCAAUACUAUUUAGUCUGCCAAUAAGAAUGCGGCGGUUGACAGAGUCAAAAGCCUUGGCCAGGUCGAUGAAGACGGCUGCACAGUACUGUCUAUUAUCGAUCGCGGUUAUAAUAUCGUUUAGGAUCAUGGGCAAGUUGCAGCUGAGGGUGCAGAGCUGGUAGUCGGGGUAGUGGUAGCCAGGUAGAAAGCAUGGCCAGCCAUAGUAAAAUGCUUGUUGAAAUUCUCAAUUAUUGUAGAUUUAUCGGUGGUGAUAGUGUUUCCUAGCCUCAGUGCAGUGGGCAGCUGGGAGGAGGGACUCUUAUUCUGCAUGGUCUUUACAGUGUCCCAAAACUUUUUGGAGUAAGUGCUACAGGAUGCACAUUUCUGUUUGAAAAAGCUAGCCUUCGCUUUCCUAACUGCUUGUGUAUAUUGGUUCCUAACUUCCCUGAAAAGUUGCAUAUCGCGGGGGCUAUUCGAUUCUAAUGCAGUACGCCACAGGAUGUUUUUGUGCUGGUCAAGGGCAGUCAAGUCUGAGGAGAACCAGGGGCUAUAUCUGUUCUUAGUUCUGAAUUUUUUGAAUGGGGCAUGCUUAUUUAAGAUUGAGAGGAAAGCACUUUUAAAGAACAACCAGGCAUCCUCUACUGACGGAAUGAGAUCGAUAUCCAUCCAGGAUACCUGGGCCAGGUCAAUUAGGAAGGCCUGCUCGCUAAAGUGUUUUAGGGAGCGUUUGACAGUGAUGAGGGGUGGUCGUUUGACCGCGGACCCGUUAUGGACGCAGGCAAUAAGGCAGUGAUUGCAGACAGCUGAGGUGUAUUUAGAGGGUAUGUUAGUCAGGAUGAUAUCUAUGAGGGUGCCCAUGUUUACGGAUUUAGGGUUGUACCUGGUAGGUUCCUUGAUAAUUUGUGUGAGAUUGAGGGCAUCUAGUUUGGAUUGUAGGAUGGCCGGGGUGUUAAGCAUAUCCCAGUUUAGGUCACCAAGCAGUACAAACUCUGAGGAUAGAUGGGGGGCAAUCAAUUCACAUAUGUUGUCCAGGGCACAGCUGGGGGCUGAGGGGGGUCUGUAGCAAGCGGCAACAGUGAGAGACUUAUUUCUGGAAAGGUGGAUUUUUAGAAGUAGGAGCUCAAACUGUUUGGGCACAGACCUGGAUAGUAUGAUAGAGCUCUGCAUGCUAUCUCUACAGUAGAUUGCAAUCCCACCCCCUUUGGCAGUUCUAUCGAGAUGGAAAAUGUUGUAGUUGGGGAUGGACAUUUCUGAAUUUUUGGUGGCCUUCCUAAGCCAGGAUUCAGACACUGCUAGAACAUCAGGGUUGGCAGAGUGUGCUAAUGCAGUGAAUAACUCAAACUUAAGGAGGAGGCUUCGGAUGUUAAUGUGCAAGAAACCAAGGCUUUUAUGGUUACAGAAGUCAACAAAUGAUAACGCCUGGGGAGUAGGAGUGAUACCUGGGGCUACAGGGCCUGGGUUAACCUCUACAUCACCAGAGGAACAGAGGAGGAGUAGAAUAAGGAUACAGCUAAAGGCUUUAAGUACUAGUCUUCUAGUGCGUUGGGUACAGAGAAAAAAAGGGGCAGAUUUCCGGGCGUUGUAGAAUAGAUUCAGGGCAUUAUGUACAGUCAAGGAUAUGGAAGGAUAUGGGUACAGUGGAGGUAAACCUAAGCGUUGGGUAACAAUGAAAGAGAUAGCAUCACUGGAGGCACCGAUUGAGUCGGUCUCUGCGUAUAUGGGGGGUGGGACAAAGGAGCUAUCUAAGGCAGGUUGAGCUGGGCUGGGGGAUCUACAGUGAAAUAGUACAAUAAGAAAUAACCGAAACAGCAAUAAGCAAGGCAUAUUGACAUGGGAGAGAGGCAUAAAGCAAUCACAGGUGUUAUUCGAGAGAGCUAAGACAACAGCUGGUAAUGGUGACAAAGUUUGGGCUGAGGCUAAUCAUAAACAGGAUGCGGUACCGUAUAAAGGAACAGUCCAGCAGGCUUCAGCUGUAUAGCUGAGUUAUCAUAAGGUCCGGUGAACAGCAAUAGGAGAGUUCGGAGGUAGUUCGGGGGCUUCUACAGCACUGGCAAGCAAGAGGCCACGGCUUGCGUGUGCUAGCGGGCCAGGGCUAGCAGAUGGAUCUUCGUGGUCGACGUCGUAACGGGAAGCCUGUUGAAACCACAUCAGACGAUUUCGUCGGCAGACCAGUCGUGUUGGAUCGGCGGGGCUCUGUGUCAACACUAGGAGGUCCCAUCCGGUUGACAGAAAGGUAGAUAGCCGGGAGAUGGGCCUGGCUCAAGGCUAGCUCAGGGCUGAUUAGCCAACAAUUACAUCGAUUUGGUUGCAGCUAGCUAGUUGCGAUGAUCCGGUAUUAAAGGUCCAGUGAUUCAGUGAUUCCGGCAGAAAAAACGAUAUGUUCUGGGUCGAUAACGUGCUGUGCAGACAGUGCAGACUGGCUGAUAAUAGUCCAGGCUAGAGCUGGCUGGUAGGUAGUGCAGGCCACGGACAAUGGUGAAAAACCGCUAACGGUGGCUAACAGAAAGUAUCUAGUUAGCUGUUAAUCCCGUCCGGUAGACAGAGAGGUAGAUUGCCGGGAUAUGGGCCUGGCUCGAGGCUAGCUCGACGCUAACUGGUGCUUGCUUCGGGGGCAGCGGUGAUUAGUCAACAGCAACAUCCAUCCGGUUGCGGCUAGCUAGUUGCGAUCCGGUGUUAAUAUCCAGUGAUUCAGUUAUUCCAGCAGAAAUUCCGAUGUUCUGGGUGAAAAACGCUAACGGUGGCUAAUAGCAAGUAGCUAGUUAGCUGGUUAGCUAGUUUCAACUGGAGAUUCUAGAUAAAAGGUAAGUCAAUAAUAGAAUCCGUUCCACAUUGAGUGAGGCGCGUUGCAGGAAAGUAUAUUUUGUAGAAGGAUGAAAAGUGUGAUAGGGAAAUAAGUACGAAAAAUACAAAAAAAUACAAAAAACAGGCUAUUUACACGGACACACAACAAAGAACACAACCGCACUGCUACGCCAAUUUGGAGUUGAGACUUAGUAAGGGCCUAAAUGCCAAAUAAAGUAACAGGGUUGAAGUUUAGAUCUUAAAUCAGCCAGUUUCAAAAAUGGAUAUGUCUGUGAACAUUUCUGUUAAACUGUUUUACUUGUUGAUUACUUGUGGAUUAUGGAAAUAAAAUCUAAAAUCAAGAUAUGUCAAUUUGUUUGUCUACAUGCCAUUUAAAAACAAUGCAGAUAUUGGAGUAAACCUAUUUUGGGUUAAGACAAGUAACUCCGAGUAAGGGCAAACAUGAUAAGCUUGCGAGCUGAGUUUAAAUAAGACAUCUGAUUACCACUGCAUUUAGAACGUUUGGUUUUAUUAUAGUUAAUAAAUAACUACAUCAUUGAUGAAUCACUUGGUAAAAUAAUUGCAUGUCUCGUCUGCCCCUGGAAGCCGGUGGGCAUACGUGUCAUCACACUACCGCAUCUGAUCGGUGGUGACAUCCAAACUCCUCAACAUGUAAUCUAUAAUCGCGACGCUGGAUGAUGACGUUUGAGUUUAGGACAUAAACAACAUGGAGGAGAGAGAAGCGCUGAAAAGGCAAAUCGAUCUGUUGCAAAGUAAUUUGGUGGUUUACAGUACAGUUAACAUUACUGAUACACUAUAUUUAAUAACUAAUACUUACCAAUUACAAUUGAAAGCUGUCAUGCUGGCUGUUGGCUUUGCGAACUACCACGUUCUCUGUUGAUGCCUAGCUAACGCUAGCUAAUUUAGCUGACGCAAAUUUGACGUUGCUAGCGAGAUUCACGCUUUUCAACGUUAAUUAACCGCUGUUGCCAGUUACCUCUUAACCUAUUUCUGUCAUCUCACAGAUCUCAUCAAUAACCAUAAAAGUAUCCAUGGUGAUGCCCCUUCUAGUUCUGGCCAGCAGUGGCACCCAGCGAGACCACCAGCCCGAGGCAGGAGUCACAGCUCAUUUUUCACCCCUACAUUCCCCUCGCGGGGUGGGCCUUACUCCCCUCAACACACAGGACACUGGAGGAAGACCUACUCCCUCAGUAGCAAGACCAGUUCAUCCCAGCACAGUAGACCUACUACACAGACUGCCAAGCCCUCUCUAGAGCAGCACUUAGAUUCUGCAGCACCCAAGUCCUCUACUGGGUUCCUGUCCCUUCAUGCUGCAGGCACCUUACUGCCCAGCCACAGUAGUAAGGACUCGGUUAGAGGAGAGAAGGAUGGAAUAAAAUGUGCUUAGUCUAGGGAUCUUACAGGGCCAAGGGGCCAGCAGUACGCACUAACAGGGAGUGAGAAGAUUUGUGACGGUGACAGGCUAACCUAGCCGGUCUCCUCUCCCCAGAACCACUCCAAGUUCACCUGGGUGAAGAGCCAUCAGUCAGGAGGAGCCGGGCCCAGCCUGGCCAGAACAGAGUCCCAGCCCCCAGAAAAACUCAUCACCUCUGUCACCACCGCAGUCUCCCAUCCUGGGGUCCCUAUCAGUUUCUCACCCAGCCCCAGUUCCAAUAGGAAAGCCUUUGCCCCCAGAAAGAAGGUUCCCCGUAGGCUCAGUUUAUCCACUGCAGUCCCUAAGACCUCCAAGUACACCUGGGUGUCCUCCUCUGCAGGGGCACAGGCCAGGCUGUCCCGGAAGCACCUCUCACCUAAAGCCCUGGCCCUGGCUCUGUCCCAGAGAGCUGCAGAGAAGGGGGAGGGGGUAGCCAAGAAACCAAAAUCCCCAAAUCUUUUAGCCAAGCAGCGUAAGGCAGCAGGGGCCUCCUCCUCCACCCUCAGUAGUCGCUACCGCUGGAAGGCAGGGUCUGGGGGAGGGGGGCAGACUGGCUCCGGGACAGGAUCCCGAGGUGGGUCUGUGUUCCGCUGGACCUCAGAGAAAGAGAACGGGUCCAAGGGGGGGUCCAGUGUCCUUCCAUCUGUAACUCAAUGCACCGUAGUGCUUCCUGCCUCCUCUUCCCCUGUAGGGUCCAAACUCAGGAGCAGGAUGAAGAUCAUCAGGAGGUCAUUUAGCAGGUGAGGAAGAAGAGGAUGAGGGCAGCCAGUGAUUUAUUUUCUCAUCCAUUCUCUUACUAUAGAGAGCAAUAGUAAUGACGUCUUUUUGUAAGCACUAACUCCGCCAUGGCUUGUUGGUCAAAGCCUAUGAGGCGAUGAAUUUAUUUUUUAAAUACAGUAAAUAAGAUCUGUGGUAAACACAGGCUUAGGAGAUCUUUGAUGUUUUCUUCUAUGAGAUAAUUUUCUUCUAACAUAACUUUUUGUGAAUUUUGAAGCAUUUAUGUAAUUUAAAAAAGCACUUAAAUCACAUAAAGGCUUUACAAUUCAUAAAGGUCAUGUUAACUCAGGGAGUCCCAAACUUUUUCACUCAGGACCCCCCUCCAGCAUUAGGGAACAUCCCGCGCCCUCCCUUCCGAGCGCGCACACAACGUCUGUUUCUAUUGGCACAAGCACUAUUCAUGACACAAACCGUUCACACCCCUCUUGUUGGCAGAGAGAACAUUUUGCAGGUUUAAAGCUUAUUUCCUGCAAUUCUACACAAUUUGUCAUGGGGUACAGAGAAAAUCUUGCAGUUUUCAAGCUAAUUUUCUUGCAAUUCUGUACAUUUGGCCAUGUAUGUUUAUUCAUGUGAUAUUUGAGUGACUCAAACAUUACAACAAAAUCUAUGGGCUAAAAAACGUUAGCUGACUUAAAAAACUUUAGCUGACUUGGACUAGUUGAUCUGUACAUUUCUGACAAGUUAUAAAUAACUCUCUAAGGUAUGCAGUGACUGACAUGACGAGGAAAUCUGAUGACGCACUAACCAAAUUUGAAAUUGCACCUUGUGCAUUCUACUAUUACACCUUUCAAGAGUAAGUUGAAAGCAGGACUGAGCCCCCACCCCUGCGCCCGCCCCACAGUUAGGGAACCACUGUAUAAGAUCUCUUAAGCCUGUGUUAACCUUAGGCCCCAAAUUCCUAUUCUUAAUAUUAAUUUUCCCCAUAGGAAUGGCUGAACGAACCAGAGGUAACUUCUUUCAGUUUUUUAGGACUACGAGCUGGCGAGCUCUGUUACACACUUUAAUAGUAGUAAUGCAUGCUAGAAUACUGUAGAUCAGCCUCUCUUUUGUCUGUGAAAAAUAGUUCUGCAUUUGGGCAGAGGGUGGCAGCAAACCUCUACCUUUGUUUCAGAUUUUUUUUGACACACUUCUCUCUGUCUCGCUCUCUCUCACACACACACACACACACACACACACCUCUAACACACACUCUCCAAUGUAUUACAGUGGGUCUGGGGCAGAAUGGAGAUCCAGCCCAGCAGCCACGACCCUGAACAGCUGCUACUCUCUGCGCCGGAGGACACACACCGCGGUCAGAACACAGACCGCAGUGAGAACACACACCCUGGUCCGGAGCCCAGGGGCUGUGAAGAGGACCCCGUCCCUUGAACUGGUCUCAUUUGGCAGACACAAUCUACGACGUCUCUCCCCAGUCCCUCCAGGAAAA